AUGGGUUCCCACCCAGAGGCAGUCAAGACAGAGCAGGCUGCAUCCGCUGCACCUCCGGCUGGCUCUGCGUCCCCUGAGAAACCCGCCCGCAAGCGUCGCCUCGAUGUCAAUCCCGAACUCAUCCUAUCGACCGAGGGCCGGAGUAAGCGGAGACGCACCCCAUCACCCGGCCCCCAAACCAAGGAAGACCCGGAUCCCAAGGAUCCCGCACGCGCGAAGCAGCUUGGCCUCCAACUUUACAACAAGAUUUCCGCGAUGCGAGAGUCAGACGGUGAAUCCAUGGCUGAACCCUUCAUCCACUUGCCCAACAAGCGACAAUUCCCCGACUAUUAUGAAACGAUCAAGCAUCCCAUGUCCCUCGAAAUGGUCAAGGAGAGGCUCGAUAAGGCUCAAUAUAACACGCUCAACGAUGUCUGCAACGACUUUGGCCAGAUUUGGAACAACGCCAAGCGAUACAACAUGCGUGAAUCCUUGAUCUUUCAGUGGGCCAAGAAGAUGCACAAGGUCACCCGCGACUUCUACAGCAGCCACACGACAGACCACGACGGAUCGGAAAGCGAGGCCGAGGAACCACCGCAGCCCACGCCCCAGCGGAAGGUCCCGCCGACCCGGACAGCCGUGUCGACUGAGGCACCCUCACCUGCCGGCCCCUCCACGCCAAUGUCCGAAACAGCUUCGUCGACACCACGGCCACACGGCGGACCGGGCACGGGAAAGAAGCGGGGUAGUUACAUGAAGGAUGGUCCCACAGUGUACAAGCUUAUCAAGCCUUGUAUGCGGGCGAUCAAGGAGGCGCGAUCAGACGAUGGCGAGAACCGAGACGUCGCCGCCAUCUUUCUGCAGCUUCCCGACCGACGGCAAUUCCCAGACUACUAUCGAGAAAUCAAGAACCCCAUAUCUCUGAACGAUAUCGAACAACGCAUGUUCGCCCGACGGUACGACUCUGCUGACGCCUUCUUCGACGAGCUCGACCUCAUGUGUGACAAUGCGAUGCAGUACAAUGAGGAUAACUCGGAGGUGUGGCGGGAUGCCCGGCAGAUUCGGGACAUUACGACGCAGCACCGUGAGCUCGUCAAGGAGCGGCUCGCUAUGUUCAAGGAGGGCGGCAAGCACAAACCACAGAUGACACCGGUGCGUCAUGUACCUCAGCCAUCACCAAUGGUCCCCGGCGCCUACGGAAUUCCGACACCUGGGUUGACGCAGCAAUUUGUCCCGCAACAGCAGCCCCCGCCGCCGAUGGCGAUACAGCAUCAACAGGCGCAACACCAGCUCAUGCAGCAGCGCCAGGCUCAGCAGCAACAGUAUCAUCAAGACAUCCUCGAGGCGCAGACGCAGGCCAUGCGUUCCCGACAAGCAUUCAUGGCGCAGCAAGCAGCUUCGCCGGCGCAGCAACCGCCAUCACCGGCUCCGCAGGCGUACCUCCCGCAACUACAGCCCGGCGUUGUGACGGAGGAGAUCGUGGCCAACCUGGACCGAUACUCUGAGGGCGAGCGGCAGAUGUGGUUCAACUCGUUGCCACCGCUGGCGCAGUCCAUAUACAAGCAGAUGGUGGCUGCGAACGAUGCGCGGAAGCGUGGCGUGCCCGCCCCCGCCCCUUCAGCGCAAACGCCAAAACGGCCUGAGCUCGAGCUCCAAACCCCUCCGACAGUGAAGCACAUCGACUUGGCGUAUGGGUUCGAGGGCGUCGUGGGCCCCAGUGCGAUCCGGUUGACGAAUUACAAGGGCCUGUUGAACCACGCCGUGCUCGUUGGCGGACACGUGUCGAGCUUGCAGCUCACGGCGUGGUUGGAUAUCGAGGGCGGUACUCCGGGCUCUGAGCGGCCAGAACUCAGUCUCCGCGUCAACGGCACGGCCGUUCCGAUACCGAAACCCGUGUAUGGGGAAGACGGAGAUAAGCCCGCAGGCAUGCGGUGGACUGUCCCCAUGUCUCGUGUCGAGACCAAGAUCGAAGUCGUCGCUAAGAACGCGGCGAAGCCGGCAGAGACGAGCGCCAUCUUUGUCAAUCGCCAGUUCUAA
Trichosporon asahii var. asahii CBS 2479 is the source of this 2016-nucleotide messenger RNA. RefSeq lists its product as uncharacterized. Gene Ontology annotation, molecular function: protein binding. Gene Ontology annotation, cellular component: RSC-type complex. The transcript has 4 exons. Lineage: Eukaryota; Fungi; Basidiomycota; Tremellomycetes; Trichosporonales; Trichosporonaceae. Gene Ontology annotation, biological process: chromatin remodeling. The record is from RefSeq and is a predicted model, not a curated record. Bases 1 to 2016 code for a protein of 671 amino acids.